This is a messenger RNA of Haliotis rufescens (red abalone), 3396 nucleotides long. Its product is annotated as ankyrin repeat, SAM and basic leucine zipper domain-containing protein 1-like. Gene Ontology annotation, biological process: piRNA processing. The record is from RefSeq and is a predicted model, not a curated record. Lineage: Eukaryota; Metazoa; Mollusca; Gastropoda; Lepetellida; Haliotidae. The coding region runs from base 1 to 1593 and encodes 530 amino acids. Gene Ontology annotation, cellular component: pi-body. Gene Ontology annotation, molecular function: protein binding. The transcript is spliced from 12 exons.
AUGGCGUCCUUCAGUGCUGCAGGAGAAGAGGAGGACUUUGAUGAAGACGAUUUCAUCCUGGGAAAUGAAGACGUGCUGGAUGAUGAAAAGCCAAGGCUCCUUGGCCCAGUUAAUAAAGGCCCUAACAGUAAUACGAAUCGAAGGCAUGUUCAAAAUGGGUUUGGUGUCCCCCUUCCUUCACAAAUGCCAAAUAAGGACAUGCGAUCAACAGAGGACUUCCAAGCUGCUGCCAUGAGGGGUCAUACCGAUGUCGUGGAACAAUGUCUCCAGCAGGGAAUGAAUGUUGAUGAAGUAUUAAAAUGUGGAUGGACGGCCCUCAUGUACGCUGCCAACUCAUCGAAUCCAAAACUUGUCCGGUUUCUGCUCGACAAGGGAGCCAAUCCAAAUUUUGAUAAAGAUUUCUACACUGUGUUAAUGUCUGCCUGCUCAUCUACGCGAGAACUGAACAACUCCAUCCUAGAGUGUGUGCAGGCUCUUGUUGACGCUGGGGCGGAUGUCAAUGUCAGAGACAGGUACCACGUGUCUCCCCUCAUGUGUGCUGCACGGGAAGGUCAUGUGACUGUCAUGGAUUACCUCAUUGGCAAAGGGGCUGAGCUGAACCGCCAGGACUCUCGGGGCUGGACAGCCAUGUCAUGGGCAGCAUCCAAGGGGCAUCUGAAGGCCGUGAAGCUGCUGCUGGACAAGGGAGCUGAUCGUACUCUCAAACACUCGGAUGGUCAGAGGGCAGUGGACAUUGCCUUGAAUGAUGAGAUGGCCUGUUUGGUAGAGGGCAAGCCCUAUGUCAGGUCCGUCCCCAAGCCUGUUGUGAUGAAUGGGCACACUGUGGAAGGUGGAGAAGUACUGGGUAGGGAACAGAAGCAGAGAGUGAGGCCGCCCCCACCUGAAGGAGACUUGAUCCCUGUAGACAAACCUGUUGAUGAGCGGUACGGAGAGCUGGAGGUGUUUCUGUAUGGCCUCGAAGUCGGCCACCUCAUUCCUCUCUUUAGAGAUCAACAUGUCGACUUCUUCAACUUUCUACGCUUCAACGAACAAGAUUUGAUAAAUAUGGGGAUCACUCAGAUAGGAGUACGCAAGAAGCUGCUGGAUGCUAUUGAGGUGGUUCACAAGAAGGAGUGGGACACGUCCAGCCUCAUCUCCAGACAGUACAACAAACACAUCGGCUGCCCGGAUGCCAUCGCCAUGGUAGCCAACAUCUCCAAGCACCUGCGCUACAUCGGCAGUACAGUGGUAUAUGUGCGAGAACAAAUCAGGACCCACCCACAAAUACUCAAUGAUGCCAGGGAUGGCACGGGGCCAAGGCAGCUUCACAAGCAUACACAAGAUGCCUCGAAAAAUCUUGACGCCUUGGCAAAGGAAAUUAGUCGAUUACACAGUCGCCUAAAUGUGGAGAUGAAAAGAUUGAAUAUAGAUCCGCCAGAUUUGGUACUAACUUCCUCCAAAGCCCGGUUAAGGUGCAGAUCACGGGUCAUGCGGCUCAUGUCUGUAUCAAUGGUGGCAACGGUGGCGGCUGUGCUGUGGUGGAAGCGAGAUGUCGUGUUGGAGCAGGCAACGUCACUGAUCAAGACAUCGGGAAUAAUAGGGAAAAACACAUAGUCAUGAUACUGGUAUAUUCCUAUAUCCUGGGUAUAUAUCAUAUAACCUAUUUGUGGAGGUAUAUGGGUAUAUCCCUUUCACCUAUUCUUGAAGGUAUAUGGCUAUAUAUAUCCUAUAACCUAUUCUUGAAGGUAUAUGGAUAUAUAUCAUAUAACCUUUUUGUGAAGGUAUAUGGGUAUAUAUCAUAUAACCUAUUUGUGAAGGUAUAUGGGUAUAUCCCUUUAACCUUAUCAUGAAGGUAUAUAUGAGUAUAUCCUAUAAGCUAUUCUUGAAGGUAUAUGGAUUUAUAUCAUAUAACCUAUGCUUGAAGGUAUAUGGAUAUAUAUCAUAUAACCUAUUUGUGAAGGUAUAUUGGUAUAUAUCAUGUAACCUAUUCAUGAAGGUAUAUGGAUAUAUAUCAUAUAACCUAUUCUUGAAGGUAUAUGGGUAUAUCCCUUUAACCUAUUCAUGAAGGUAUAUGGGUAUAUCCUAUAACCUAUUCAUUAAGGUAUAUGGGUAUAUCUCUUUAACCUAAUCGUGAAGGUAUAUGGGUAUAUCCUAUUACCUAUUCAUGAAGGUAUAUGGAUAUAUAUCAUAUAACCUAUUCUUGAAGGUAUAUGGGUAUAUCCCUUUAACCUAUUCAUGAAGGUAUAUGGGUAUAUCCUAUUACCUAUUCAUGAAGGUAUAUGGGUAUAUCUCUUUAACCUUAUCGUGAAGGUUUAUGGGUAUAUCCUAUUACCUAUUCAUGAAGAUUUAUGGAUAUAUGUCAUAUAACCUAUUCUUGAAGGUAUAUGGGUAUAUCUCUUUAACCUAUUCAUGAAGGUAUAUGGGUAUAUCCUAUAACCUAUUCAUUAAGGUAUAUGGGUAUAUCUCUUUAACCUUAUCGUGAAGGUUUAUGGGUAUAUCCUAUUACCUAUUCAUGAAGAUUUAUGGAUAUAUGUCAUAUAACCUAUUCUUGAAGGUAUAUGGGUAUAUCUCUUUAACCUAAUCGUGAAGGUAUAUGGGUAUAUCCUAUAACCUAUUCAUUAAGGUAUAUGGGUAUAUCUCUUUAACCUAAUCGUGAAGGUAUAUGGGUAUAUCCUAUAACCUAUUCAUUAAGGUAUAUGGGUAUAUCUCUUUAACCUAAUCGUGAAGGUUUAUGGGUAUAUCCUAUUACCUAUUCAUGAAGAUUUAUGGAUAUAUGUCAUAUAACCUAUUCUUGAAGGUAUAUGGGUAUAUCUCUUUAACCUAAUCGUGAAGGUAUAUGGGUAUAUCCUAUAACCUAUUCAGUAAGGUAUAUGGGUAUAUCUCUUUAACCUAAUCGUGAAGGUAUAUGGGUAUAUCCUAUAACCUAUUCAUUAAGGUAUAUGGGUAUAUCUCUUUAACCUAAUCGUGAAGGUAUAUGGGUAUAUCCUAUAACCUAUUCAUUAAGGUAUAUGGGUAUAUCUCUUUAACCUAAUCGUGAAGGUAUAUGGGUAUAUCCCUGUGAACACUACCGCCAGUGUUCCCUAUACCAAGUAUACUAGCGUAACUGUGAUAGAGUUCACACAGACUCUCUGUACCAUACAAGCAUUAGUUGGUCUCGACCUAUGACCUUUCCUGUACAAACAGGUUACUUUUUUCUCUUGUAUUCUAAACACUCCUACUUGGUUCUCAAGCAAUGUCCAUAUUUUACCUCUCCAAUAUGACAGAUUAAUGUCAACAUUUGUGCAGACCAACAUUUUGUCUGGUUUUACAGGCUAUUUUCAUACACAGACACAGAGAGCUAUUUACACUGUAAUUAAGAAUAACCAAUUUGUUUUCAAGGUUGAUUUCAGAUUAAUUUCCUAAAGAGAAAACCUUUUU